Messenger RNA from Leptidea sinapis, 5771 nucleotides. RefSeq names its product proteasome activator complex subunit 4-like. The record is from RefSeq and is a predicted model, not a curated record. The annotation marks the transcript as partial. Gene Ontology annotation, cellular component: nucleus; cytosol. NCBI's taxonomy places the organism in Eukaryota, Metazoa, Arthropoda, Insecta, Lepidoptera, Pieridae. Gene Ontology annotation, molecular function: peptidase activator activity; proteasome binding. Gene Ontology annotation, biological process: proteasomal ubiquitin-independent protein catabolic process. The transcript has 3 exons.
CUGGCGGGGCUGGCGCUGGCGACCCACUCCGAGCGGGCCUUCGACGUGCUGGAGCAGCUGGCCACCGGCAGGUCAUGGUGGGCCCGGCUCGCGUGUCUUGACUACGCGUUGCCACUAUUAUUCUACGGGCUGCCGCUGUUGUGUGCCGUGCCGGAGCGCGCCGUGCGAGCCGAGAACUUCGCCCUGACGCUGAUGAGAGAUGCCAGAGUUGAGGUCCGCAAGUCAGCCGCCAAGCUUCUCACAGGUCUGAUGCACUGCCGCGCUCUCCAGGACGAGGAGUCGACUCUGCGCUCGUUGAACCGCAGCUGCCGGUCCAAGGAGUUACGUGAGCGUCACUGCGGGGUGCUGGGGCUCUGCGCGUACCUCUCCUCCAGACCUUACAGCUUAGGACCAAAACUAGGCGAUGUGUUGGCGGAACUUGCGAGACAUAUAAACGCGCCGGACCCAAUACCGGCUACUAUUCGCGCCGCCCUCGCGGACUUCAGGCGGACGCACCAGGACGACUGGCCCAAACACAGGGAACAACUCACUGAAGAAGAACUCGACCUGCUCGCUGAUCUAACGUCCCCGCCCACUUAUUGUGCCUAAUUUGUGUUAUUUUCACCUUGUAGUAUGUUGGUUCUAUUAUAGGCGAAAAUGACAUUGCUUCAAGUACAAGUAGGUGUAAUAUGAUACGUGUACUAGCUGCAUGCUUCGAUGGCCGUUUUGACAUUCUCCCGCACAAGAAGUUCGUCUUCAGUAAGUGAUCACCGCUGCUCUCAUUCUAUUGUGACACCAGACGAAUUACAAUAGCAUUGCCAGCUUUUAAAGAAGGGAGAGGGCAGAGAUGACAUUUAUUAUACGACUUUCUAAACAAUUCUAUAUACGAGAGUACAUAAUAUUUUAAUCGAUAUCACGGUUAACCAUUGUAAUGUCAAGACGGACAUCAAAGCGGCCCGCCACCAGACUCGGCGGCCAAGUGUGAGUCGCUGUUUGCAUUUCGUUGUUUCAUUGUUUGUAUGUAGUGUUACAAAUGUCAAUGUAUAAAAAGCAUUUUGUGAAUGUGACAGUUAAAAGUCGAUGCCAUCGAAAGUGUCAGUGCCAUUUACAUGUUACAUUCAGAUGGUGACACAAGGAUAAGGUUCUAAAAUAAUUUAAUAUUAUUAUUUUAUGCAUUUCUUCUGUAUUAUUUAAACACUACAUAUCUGUUGACCGUAUUUUACCAUUACAGUGGAUACAUUAUUUUAAUCACGCCAAUAAAUUGGUAGAUUUUUAUUAUUAAUAACUAUCGCCUCUUAAUCUUUAUUGUAACAAAUUAUUAUCUUUCCGGCCAUAAAAAACUUUAAUAACUCAAGUGUAGCCUGAAACAGACCAAUAUAAACUUAUAAGAGUUUUAACCCUUUAAUAAUGCUCAAUUUAAAAGAAAUCGUUUUUAAUUGUGUUGUAUGUGUGUGCUCAAUAAAACCAUUUUCUAUUGUAAAUUAUUAUAAAAUAUCCAAUUUUAUGUAAGUACGCACAAUUUUUGCGCACGAAAUAAUUAUUAAUCGGCCCAAUGCUUUUAUUAGAGAAAAAAUUAAACUUAUGAAGUGUUUCAACUAAGGCGGAUUUAAGUUAGUAUUGAUUUUAAGUAAUAGAGGUGUGUGGGCUUAUAUAUAGUAAAUACAUUUUUUUUCCUACAAAUGGACUUACAAAGGUUGCCAUUACUAUAUUAUUAUAAUCAUAGGGUUCAUAUCCAAAGGAAUAAGCAAACUAUAACUUUUCUAUUGUAAUUUGGGCAUUCUAUAUAAGUGAUCAGCGCCGCCUUCUCUUUGUCACAACAAUACAAUUAUUUUACAGAGGGGGGGGGUUCGCAAAUGACAUGUGAAACUUACUUUGUUUUAUAAAAUUUAUUUUUGAAACAGGAGUGAUAUUAUAAGUGAUAACCUUUGUAUACAAUAAGUACUAUUGUUUUGGACACAGCUCAAUGUACGGCGCUGGCUUGUACAAUGUUUUAUAUUUGACUUUCACGAACUAGCUCGGAUUAUUUUAAUGACUGUUUUUGAAUGAAAAAUUUCCAUCAGUGACCUAUUAGGAGAUAUCUACGGUUUUAAUUCAAAGCGGGGUUGAUGACCGAAUUUUAAGUGCAACAGCGCUGGGUUAUAAUCUUUUCGUUUAAUAGCUCUAAUAUUAUAUCGCUUUGAGCGUGGGAGGUUUAGACAACUGGUGCGGGGAUUCUAAUCACAUAAUAUUGUGCAAUGUGAACUAUUUCUGGUGAUGGUUUCCAAUGGGAGGAGUUUAAUAAAAGCGGGUAUUAGAUAUAAAGGCACUACUUAGCCGUAAAUUUAAAUAACUGUUGUGAUUUCUCUGGUAUAAUUGUUAAUUUUUAUCAUAAUAACAUUAGGGGGAUCAUUCUAUUUAAGUCGAAUGAAAAGACUACAGUCACAUAUUAUAUAUUUAUAAAUAAAAUCUCAACAUUGUUAGGGACAGCACAAUAUUCUUCGCGUAUUAUUUGUAAAAACUAAUAAUAUUUUGCAAACAUGUUUUUCAAAUUGAUUCACAUAAUUUAAUAACCCUCAGACCAAAUGAAAAGGUUACACAGACUCAGUGAUACACUCACACUCAUACAACAGGACUACGCCUUGAGCUCUUGAGUUGUCAAUCGACCCGUCGCUGCGCGUGGAAGUAAUACCAUACAAAAUUUCAUAAAUGAAAUGUAGGUAUGAAUGUAUGUAUAAUGAAUAUGGUGAAUCGCCAAAAGAAAUUGCACUUUUACUUAAAAAAAAAUUAUUUUUGUAAUUUUGGGGUAAUUUAGAUAAUCAUAGCGAUACUGACUCAUGUAACACUUGUUUGAGAACCUGCCUCAUAAUUCCGUCUUAUAUAUUUGCUCCGAGGGCCUUAAUAACCAAGUCAAAUUAUCUUUAACACAUAAUUGUUGAUGUAAUUUAGUCUUCUUGAAAUUUAUGAUACCCUGCGAAAUCCUACUUGACAACCUCGUGGCGUUCAAGCGGGGUGGUGAGAGAUAUUCACCUUGACAGUCUAGACUCUUAGCUAUUUAUGAUGGCGCCACGCGCGCCAUACAAUUGUCAGGAACAAAUUUGAAGACUUUUACUUGAAUAUCCGGUAUUUAUAUUUCGGGCGGUUUAUAUAGAAUGAACUCCUUAACUAUUACUAUAGUAAUAACUAUUAUAAACUAAGAAAUUGGUGUUACAAUAACAUAAUCUUGUCUUCAACUGUAAUCAAAUACAGUGUAAACUCUUUAACGAAUCGUAAAGGACCGAACCUUUUUCGUUAUAUAGAGACUUUUUAUGUAUAUGUAAAGGGGAAAAAAUAACCAAAAUUUAAUUAUUAAUAAUUAUUAUAAAUAAUUUUAUUAUUUUCAAUAGGUAAUCGUUUCAGAUUUGUUUUACGACUGAUAAUAGAAAAUACCUAUGUGUCUAGUGUGUUUAGUGAAGUGUGACGAGAAUAACAUUUCCUAGAAUCAUUGUAGGUAAUAAAAAAAAAAGUUACAUUCGAGGCAAUAAAAAUAACAAAAGCAUAGCAGUUGUUUAUAUCUCAGGGUGUAUGUCUUAGAAAUUUUGGAAGAAAAGAUUGAUGUAGUCGGAUACUUUUGUAAGACGAUUAUUAAAACAAUUACACUAUUAAAUACUGCUGUAAAUAUCUGAUGGUGGCUAAUACCGAACAUUAUAUUUGUUCUAUUGGUUAACGGAGUGUACUAAUUGAUGUAUGGCACAACGUUAACCAACCGAAUUGAACAAACUUCUAUGAUAUUAGAAGUAGGUCGUUAUAACGAAAGAUGUAAUAAAGAGUUUACACUGUAUGUUGAAAAUAUUGGAUAUAAUUAUAUAAUCAGUGUUAUUAUAAUAUACUUCAGUAGUGAUAAAUGUAUCUGUGUGUACAAUAUAAGAUGCUUUCGGUCGUUCCUACUUCUGGUAGGUCUGGUCCCGUUUAUUUAUCGGAUGUCGUUGUUUAAUUUAAUACCGAUCAGAUCGAAAGAAGUGAGAACGGGUCCACGGGGUAUGUGGAGUCUAUGGUAACUUCUACCCCAUGCAAUGGAAUUAAAUGUAAGAACAUUACAUGGUGGUCAUACAUUUACUGCCGGUUUUCAACUUGCUGAUUUCAAGCAAAACCCACAUUCCCCAUACCGUAUGGCAGCCUUAUUUUAAUUAAUACCAACCCUUCAAACUUAUCAAUUGAAAAUAUUUUGAUAGUUCUAAUAUUCGCGAAGUAUAAAAACACCGGUAAGGUUAGGCGAGUCGCAGGUUCUCCUGAACAAAGAUAGUUAGAAGAUAUAACACAUUAUGUAACAUAAUGUGCUUUUAUUUAUAAUAUAUUUUAGUAAAGUAGACAACGUACAAGGUUGCCUAAAUAAUAAAUACAUUCAACCCUCAGAAUAACUAGAAUCUCUCAUUUAUUAUACAUUUAUUUUGUACAAGCUGGUAUUUGAGGCUGCUAAUCGGAGCAUCCAACUUAAUAAUUACAACAUAAUAGUGUUUAAAAUAAUAAAAUGUGAUGUUGUAACUUGAUGUAUGUUACCGUACCGUAUGUAGGUAGGUACCGGUAUUACAAAUAGUUAUGUUUCAGUGUUUGCCAUGUCUAUCCUCAACGCUUCUAUGCUAUCUUUCAAAGUAAAAAUCAGUGAUCGAUACUAUCAUUUUACUAGCCGCAAUUCUAUCCAUGCGAGGCUAGUAUGAUUAAGUUGAAAACUGCUUCGAUGAUGGAAUAAUAAUAAUAAUCGGAUCGCAUACAUAGAAUGCGAGAAAGAGAGCUAUAGAUUGGCAAUACUCUUCCCGCCCACGAGCGGCUAGUAUCGCAUUAAAUGUUUCCGUGUUUCAACAGCACGCUCUAUUCCACGCUCAGCACACAAUAAGUUGACAAGUGUACUUAUUUGACGAUUGGUUUUUAUUAUUUGACAAUAGAGUAUUUCUUCAACUUAAAAAUGUUUUUAAUGAACUUGUUAAGUUCUUAGUAAAGCAACUUAAAUUAAGUUAAACCAAAUUUAUUUUCAAUAUUAAACAGUUAUAAUGUUUUUAGAACUGUAUUUUUAAUUUAUUAAGAUUAUAUGGAAAAGAUAACUUGUAUAUUAUUUUAUUUUGUGAAGACAAUAGAUACAUUUAUUUUUAUAUGUAUAUACUUAUGUCUAUAAUGUCUAAAAAGAAAUGUGUUUUUCGGGUUCCGGCAAAUAAGAUCUACUGCAUGACUGGGACUUGAUUAGGUAUUAUAGAUGCAUUACAUAAUUAAAACGUCUCGAUAGAGCCUCUUGCUGUUAGACACCGAUGAAAACAGGCCAGGUUUAAAACUUUAGUGUGCGUUACAAGCAAUGGCUUACACUUAUAUUAUGUCACUUUGUGUUAAUGUGCGUGAAUGAUGCUCAAUAGAGUCGAUCAACAUUUAUUUGGAAGUUUUCACAGGUGUCACAGUCUAUCUAGACGUACUUAUAAAUGAUGUAAUAAAAGUACUUUAAGGCACACGUUAUUAAGUACGUAUUAUUGAUUCGGUAGUGCUUUGUAAACAAAAUAAUACGUGAUUCGAGAUUUUUUCAUGAACCUUACAAGUAUAUGAAUCAUUAUAAAUACUUUGGUUCAAAACUUCAUAUGAUAUUUUUUUUAAAUAUAAAUCCACUGUUCAAGUAUAUUAAUUUAACACAUUUAUUAUUUCCCAGGAGAUUCUUGUGGUCGGACCCUUGAACACAUGUGAAUGUUUAUAUUGUUUAUUUUUGGAUCAUGAGGGUUAGAUAAUUGAAUGUAAAAUAUACCUACUACUAAUCUGGUCAAAUAAAGUAUCGCAUUGAGGUGUUUCUUGGUUAAAUGUGAAAA